GCACCCGACAACAGAGGUCCACUGUUUCUGCUGCCCUGUUUCUCUAAUUGGCCCUGACGCUCCUCCACCUUGAAGCUGCCCACGAGCUUUUCACUGGCCACCCCCGCGGCCCUCAGCUCGGUAGAGGCGGGAAAGCCGCGCGCCUGCGCCGUGAGAACCGGGGCCGGAGGCGAAAAGCGGGGCGCGGAGGGGGGCCGUAGGAGCCGAGUAGCGUACAGAGCGGCGUGUGACGCGGGGACGCCGCGCGCUCCCAACGUCGCCCCGGUUUGACGCACACGGCACCAAACUGCUUGUUUUAAGGCCUAAUAUCUGGUCUGUGCUGGAAAAUGUGCACUUGAGAAGAAAGCAUGUUCAGCUGUGGAGUGUUCCUUAUAUGAGGUCUGUCCAGAAGAUAUCCAGCCAUGUAAUAUGAAAAAUAGAGACAUUUAUUGAAGAAGAUAGAAGAAGCAUUGGACAUAGGAUAAUGAAGCUUCAGUUCCCUUCACAGUAAGCACCUUGGGACCUCAUAUAGUUCUCCCAGUUGCCAUGAGCUGCCUCUUCAUAUUUUCCUGAAUCUUCAUUGACCGUCUGAAAUCUCUUCCUUUUCAAAGGUUUGAUUUAAUCUCGAAUGAGGGUGUUCUUGCAGCAAUAUGUUAAUAAGACAAAAUCUAGCCUUAGAUUGUAAGCAAAAGAAAUCAAGGUCAAGAUCCGGAAGCAAGAAGAAAAUGCUAACAUUACCUCAUGGUGCUGAUGAGGUUUACAUUCUCAGAUGCAGGUUUUGUGGCUUAGUCUUUCGUGGACCAUUGUCUGUUCAGGAAGACUGGAUUAAGCACUUACAACGACACAUCGUAAACGCUAAUCUUCCACGGACUGGAGCUGGCAUGGUGGAAGUCACAUCACUAUUUAAAAAGCCUGCCUCCAUUACAGAAACUUCAUUUUCUCUACUAAUGGCAGAAGCAGCUUCAUAGAACAAGGAAACCUUUUAAAUAGAAAAUAUGAAUUGGAUGUAAAUUUGAAAUUCUUGUCUUUUUUUAAAGCCACAUUAAAUUAUCCAUUUAUAAAUACUAAAACAGGAAAACAGGGGAAAGUGAAUUACAGUGACAUCAGAACAAAAUUGAGUACUUCAAACAGUAAGUAGUCUAUAUAUUUUAUAGGAUGGAAGAGAUGUUUUAAGGUUUACUGGGUUUUGUCAGUUAACUACUCACUCAGUAAAAGAUCAAUACAUGUAAGCAGUCAUUAAUAAACUGUUGCACAUGGAGAAAGACAGACUUAUUGGAAAAUUUUGUUUUCUGCAGUGUUACCAGAAUCAAGGUUCUGUUUAUUUCCCACAAGACUUGCAUUGAAAAAUAAGAUAUUAUAUUUUGUUUGUAUGUAAUUAGUGUUUUGUAUAAUACCUGGAACCGCUAACUAAAUUUACUCAACUUAGGGCAUUAAAUAUCAUGUACUUCAUAGAUUGCGACUGUUCACUCAAAUAGGGCAGAGUACUAUUCUAUCUAGAUGUGUAAGUGUUUUUUUUAAAUCACAUUGAAAGGUUUUUUUUAUACUAAAAAGUGGAGGGAGAUUUGUUUAAACAAGUAUUUCUAAAAGAAAUAUGUACAUAGUCCUGGAAAUUAUUUGUGGUAAGGAAAUAUUCUUUACUCCAAUUGCAUUUCUCAGACAAUAAAGUGGUGCAUCCAUGCUACCUCCUAUUUUGUCAACAAAGAUGCUAUUUACCCUUUACAUUUUGUAUCAUAAUAGAUUUUAAAAAUCUAAUGUUCUUUAUUGCAAGGCAUCCUUUUGUUAACAGAUUUGUUUCUUUUUAAUGUUUUACCUAAAAUCUGACAUGCUUACAGGACAGGUUUGCCUCUUACUUUAUUUAACAUUGUAGAAAUGUAAUUAAUAAACAACUACACAAUUUAGAAUAGGCUUUCUCAUUUAUAUUCUCUUCCAAAUUGAUCAGUAGCAAAACUUAAUACACCAAUUGAAAUAUUUCUACAUAUGAUGAGAAUGUUUACAAUUUAAAUUUUAGAACUUGUUUUGGAUGUGAUUAUAUGUACGAAAAUCGUGUAACACUAUGCUUAUGCUAAGAACCGACAUGACAGAAUUACUGAAAUAAAUGUGCUGUGAGGAAUGGAAAAAA
Molecule: messenger RNA, 2098 nt
Organism: Phyllostomus hastatus (greater spear-nosed bat)
Lineage: Eukaryota; Metazoa; Chordata; Mammalia; Chiroptera; Phyllostomidae
Gene: ZNF644
Product: zinc finger protein 644
Exons: 5
Coding region: 630-947 (105 amino acids)
Biological process (GO): regulation of transcription by RNA polymerase II
Cellular component (GO): nucleus
Molecular function (GO): RNA polymerase II cis-regulatory region sequence-specific DNA binding; DNA-binding transcription factor activity, RNA polymerase II-specific
Source: RefSeq, a predicted model, not a curated record